Molecule: messenger RNA, 4498 nt
Organism: Platichthys flesus (European flounder)
Lineage: Eukaryota; Metazoa; Chordata; Actinopteri; Pleuronectiformes; Pleuronectidae
Gene: lrfn1
Product: leucine rich repeat and fibronectin type III domain containing 1
Exons: 2
Coding region: 1-2277 (758 amino acids)
Molecular function (GO): protein binding
Source: RefSeq, a predicted model, not a curated record
AUGGAGCGGCUGCUUCUCUGCCUGCUGCUGUGUGCAGCUCUGUCGAAGGGUUACAGCUGCCCCGGCCGCUGCACCUGCCAGCACCUCUCCCCCACUCUGACUCUGCUCUGCGCUAAGACCGGCCUGCUGUUCGUGCCCCCCACCAUCGACCGCAAGACCGUCGAGCUGCGGCUCACGGACAACUUCAUCACCGUCAUCCGCAGGAAAGACUUCUUCAACAUGACUAGUUUGGUCCACCUCACCCUGUCCCGCAACACCAUCAGCCAGAUCAGCCCCCACGCCUUUCUGGGCCUGCGGUCCCUGCGGGCGCUCCACAUGGACGGGAACCGCCUCAGUGCGAUAAAGAGCGACCACUUCAAGGGCCUCAUCAACCUGAGGCACCUCAUCCUCGGAAACAACCAGAUCCACCAAGUGGCCCCCACCUCCUUCGACGAGUUUGUUGUGACCGUAGAGGACUUGGAUCUUUCCAACAACAACCUGCGCACCCUUCCCUGGGAGGCCGUAGCCAGGAUGACCAACAUUAACACGCUCACCCUGGAUCACAACCUGAUUGAUCACAUUGGAGCGGGGACUUUUACCCUGCUCACCAAGCUGGUGCGCCUGGACAUGACCUCCAACAGGCUGCAGAAGCUGCCGCCAGACAGCUUGUUCCAGCACGCCCAGGUGCUGUCCGACGCCAAGAGCUCCAGCUCGUCCGCCCUGGCUGUGAGCUUCGGCGGGAACCCUCUCCACUGUAACUGUGAGCUGCUGUGGCUCCGCAGGCUGACGAGAGAGGACGACCUGGAGACCUGCGCCUCGCCGGAUCACCUCAUGGACAAAUACUUCUGGUCCAUCCAAGAGGAGGAGUUCAUCUGCGAGCCCCCGCUGAUCACCAAACAUCUCACCACCAAGCCCUACGUGAUGGAGGGCCAGGGUGUGACGCUGAAGUGUAAAGCCGUGGGUGAUCCCGACCCAGAGAUUCACUGGCGGUCACCAGACGGCAAGCUGGUGCAUAAUAACUCCCGUACCAUCCUGUAUGAUAAUGGCACCCUUGAUAUUCUCAUCACCACGCUGAAGGACAGUGGUGCAUUUAAUUGUGUGGCGUCCAACGCCGCGGGCAUCGCCACAGCUGCCGUCGAGAUCAACAUGAUCCCCUUACCCUUGUUUGUGAACAACACGGGCCACAUGCGCGAGGACCCCGGCCUCUCGGACAUCACCACCUCCUCCAAAUCUGGCAACGACACCAAGGGCUACGACAAGCAGGACAGGAGGGUGAUGGUCGCCGAGCUGACCUCCUCCUCCGCUGUAAUCCGCUGGCCGUCUGAGCGACACAUCCCCGGCAUCAGGAUGUACCAGAUUCAGUACAACAGCUCGGCAGAUGAUACUCUGGUGUACAGAAUGAUCCCAUCCACCAGCAAGAACUUCUUAAUCAACGAUCUGGCCGCCGGACGGGAGUAUGACCUUUGUGUGCUGGCGGUUUAUGACGACGGCAUCACAUCCUUAACAGCCACACGUGUGGUUGGCUGCGUGCAGUUCCACACAGCCAGUGAGGUCAGCCAGUGCCGCUUCAUGCACAGCCAGUUCCUGGGAGGCACCAUGAUCAUCAUUAUCGGUGGUAUAAUUGUUGCUUCGGUGCUGGUGUUCAUCGUCAUCCUGAUGAUCCGUUACAAGGCCUACAGCAGCCCGGAGGACAGCAAGACCAAGGUCAGCUCCAGCAUGCACUCCCAGACCAAUGGCAGCCAGCAGCGGCUCCAGCGCUCCGUCUCCAAGCAGCCGUCGGAUGAGGGCCAGCGUGAGGCCCAGGUGCACAAAGAGUGCAUGGCGCUGGUGCUGAGGGUGGACAGUGGCAAGAAGGAGGAGCCAGCCGCCACUACUGCCAUCCUGGAGGUGGAGCUGCCUCCAAUGAGUGUAGACAAGCUGAAGAGAAGAACCAGCCUGGACGCACAGUGCUGUGGCCCCCCGUCUGAGGACACGCAGACAGACAGUAGCCUGACAGGCUCCACCAUGUCCCUGUGUCUCAUUGGUCCCAGCGCCGGCACCAAGGAGGCUCCCAGGCUCAAGGACAAGAAAAGUGCCCUGGCUAACAUGGGUUUGCUUCCCAACGAGCUGGCACGAACUAGGCAUAGGUUCUCUUUUGACGGUGGGGAUUACUCCAUAUUUCAGAGUCAUAGUUACCCGCGCAGAGCGAGGACGAGGUGGCACAAGUCCACCAACCAGCUGGACAUGGAGUCGUCUCCGCUCGCCAACCGGAGAGUUACGUUCAGCAGCACUGAGUGGAUGCUCGAGAGCACAGUCUGAGGAAACCAGUGUCGCUGAAGCGCGGCUCGGCCACGCACGCAGACACACACGUGUAAAAACACACAAACAUAAACCUACAUGCCAUAUGAUGCACUCUUUUUCCUGCACACAGCGAACGAUAAACACAAGCACAUUUACUUACACGUGAAAACUUUCUGUGAGUUGCUGGAGAAGAACAGUCUCCCCUCAUCCUGCCUCCCCAUCAUACUCCCAGAGAGGUUUGUCGGCCAUGUCCUUUCUUUAUGCAGCAGUGCCUUAUUCUAAAAGAUGUACGAAUGGAGGACGCUGCUCACUGUAGUCAUAAACUUUCCUCUCUUAUCAUCGCCUCCCGCCGUGAUAAUGGGGGCGCGUUACUUUGGAUUUAUAAUUUUCUCCUUUUUCUGUGACAUGCCAAGGGGGUGUGGCGUUUGGAUGUAUGUAACUGUUUAAUUGUUUAAAAACAGAAAAAAAAAAAAAAAAACUCAUCAUAACUGUAAAGUGAACAGCCAGGUAUCCUGUUAUGUCAAUCAUGUUUUGGGUUCUUUCAAAAAACAACAACUAAAAAAAAACUUUUGCACAGAAGACACGAGAUACGAGGACAAGUAUCAACCACCAGUCUAUAGAAUAAUAAUAAUAAUAAUAAUAAUGAAAAAAGAAGAAGAGAAUUUUACACAUGCCAGUUUCUAACGUUAGCGCAGAGAGGACGGACCUGGAGAGCUGCCAUGGAUUCCUCUCCGGCUGUGGGACUAUAUGAUGUUUAAUAGGUAUUGUUCCAGAUGUGACUGUAUAUUAAUCGGUACUGUAUCUGGCUGGUCUAGAUAAAAAGACAACAAACAAAAAAGACAUAUAUAAGUAUAUUAAAAAACAUUUGGUGUAUGUGUACUAACUAUGUAAAGUAAGUAAGUCAUAUGUCACAUGACUUUUUACAAAGCAUUUGGGUGUUGGCUGCAAGUUUUUACAUUAAAAACCUGUGUCAUCACACCUCGCCCUAUUUAGUAUGUCAAAGUUUGGACCAUUUAUCCCCCUCGCGAAGGGUAUUAAAUUUUUGGUGUGGGUUAACUGUACAAGUGGUGUUUCCUUCUUGUGCUUCGGGGCCAGCGGUAUUUGUGUCCACUGCAGGAAGGGACGCACCGGUUGAGACCAUAUCAAUAUUUUAUUUGCCCGGUUACUAUUCAUAAGGCCUCGGGGAAAGCUGCACCGUGGCCGCGGAGCAGAGCUGGGGCGCAGAGCGACCAGGGACAUGAUGACUGGAGGAUGUUGACGCUGAAUUCAAAUGCAGCCAGCUGUUUCUUUACAAGGGUGCAUCAUCUGGUGCUUACCACUAGGGGGACACAACAGACAGUAUUAUGCCUCAUAAGAGUUUUCAUGACAAAAUCCAUUUUUUAAAAACCGAACAUGUCCUAUUGUCUGCGUACAACUGUAUUAAAGUGUGUUAUAAACCAUUUUAAUUGUAUUUGCACUGCACAUAAAUGCUAAACGUGGGAGAGGAUUGAUAAGUGUGACAGUGGGAGCAGAUACAAUCAGGGUAGAGGAGGGAUAUUUGUUUGCUGGUCUGGAAGCCGCCCUCUCCUCCUGAUUGCAGCUCCUUAGAACCGGCUGAGAUCAAACACAGCGGCGUGGACUUCACAGAGAUAAGUCUCACUGGAGCUUCUUCAAUCCUCUUGACUCUGCGAUUUGCAUCCUCAGUGGCAGAGAGGAUUGAGUCGAAGAACGGGGUCAUCGCUUUUUUUUUCUUUCCAUCUCCUGUUUACCAGUUUCCAGCCAAAUCGGUUCUACUUUUUUUUCCAGCAAGGAGAAGACUUCACUUCAGGGUGUAAACUCUCGGCUGCGUCCGUUCAUCCAUCUCCUCAUUAAAUGCUGAUGCUUUCUGCUCUGGAAAUGCGCUGCUGACCAUUUCUCACAGCAGGAGAGGUACUUCUGCCUGCUCCUAUCUGUAACCAUCAUUCAACACAAAAUCUGCUUAGGUAGGAGGAGGCUGAGACAUCACCCAGGCUAUGGAAUUGGCCCAGACAGCCAAACUAGUGAACACUGGGGAUGGAGCAGAGUGUGUUGUGUCUCAUCAGCAGUUCUGAGUAACUGAAAAAAAUAAAUGUGCCUUGACUGGGUGUGUGUUGGGGUUUUUUCCACUAAAGAUCCCAUUAUAUGUUUAAAUCGCAGAUAUACCGUGUGUGUUUGAAAUCUUCAACGUGAACCUGGUUUUAAUGUGUAUAAAAUGUAAGGUCUGAUUCACACUAUCACCAUU